AUGGCAACUGCUGAACGUUGUGAGGGCCAGUACCCUCUACCGUCAUCCGUCUCGUUCUCCCUGCCCCUGGAGGCGGCAUUGAGCCGCAGGGAGCAAGUUAUCUUGCCUCCCUCAGUGCCGGCACGCCUCCUGGCGGAGGAUGAAUGGGGGGAACUAAUGAGGAAUCGUUAUUCCGCUAGGGACCCGCCCGCCCCAGACCCCCCCAAGCUGCGCUGCAAGCGCAGUGGCUUGCUGCCAUCGGCUGGCAACAAGUCAACCAACUUCUGGGAGCGUAUGCUGCAGAAGCGGCGCCAGAUUCGGCGGGUCAACCAGGCCCGCAAGGCGCGAGGAUGGCGGCGCUCGCUUCACCCCAGCCGUGAUGAUGACCUCGUCGCGGCUGCGCAUGAACCGAGCCACAGCUCUCCUGGCCUGGCAACGACCCACGACGAAGAAGAUUCUGUUGUUUACCUUCCUCCCCCUAAUAGUCCUGCUUCUUCUUCUCUGCACUCGCCAUCCUCCUCCUCCUUCUCCCAUCUCGCCUCUUCAGAGGAAUCUAGUCCUGGAGGCCAGUUCUCCUUCUUCCCUUUGGGAAUCUCUUCCCUCGCCGCUCACAGCUCAACCAACACUCUGGACAGGGCCAGUUCCCAGAGCUUCCAGAGCUUCACGAGCGAGCAGGUCAGGGAAUUAGAUACCAUCGAGGAGACGAAUGCCUCUUGCCCACACUCAUUCCACGACAGGAACUGCUCGCUGACGCAUGGACAAGACGACUUCGACAACCUCUCUACCUACUUGGAGCUCCCACCGGAGGAUCAACACGACGUCGCUCCGCGGCAGACUGAAGCAGGCAAGCAUCGACGGCACCCCGACCCCCGUGUAUCAAACCUUACGUGA
Penicillium riverlandense is the source of this 870-nucleotide messenger RNA. RefSeq lists its product as uncharacterized. The coding region runs from base 1 to 870 and encodes 289 amino acids. NCBI's taxonomy places the organism in Eukaryota, Fungi, Ascomycota, Eurotiomycetes, Eurotiales, Aspergillaceae. The record is from RefSeq and is a predicted model, not a curated record. The transcript has 3 exons.